AGCAGCCAAUCAGAACGUAGGUUUUUGUCUCGCGGAGGGCCGCUGCAUGUUCUCUCAUCAUGAUGGGGCCACCAGGAAUCCCGCCUCACUUCCCUCCAAUGGGAAUGCCACCCAUGGGCCAGAGGCCGCCCAGCCUGGCUCCCAUGCCCCCGGGAAUAAUGCCACCCAUGAUGCCUCCAAUGGGCGCUCCACCAAUUGGACAGAUGCCAGCCAUGAUGCCACCAAUGAUGCCUGGAAUGAUGAUGCCACCUCGUCUGCCAGCUGCAUCAAUCCAGCCUACAGGACCGCCUGGUGUGAGUCCAGUGGAGGCUGCAGCUCCGGCUGCUCCUGGAACAACUAGCACCACAUCAACCGAGUCUUCACCUGAUGAACAGCCAAAAAAGAAGUCAGUGUGGACCGAGCACAAAUCUCUGGAUGGAAAAAUCUACUACUACAACACAGAGACCAAACAAUCCACCUGGGAGAAACCAGAUGAACUCAAAUCACCCGCAGAGCAAAUGUUGUCGAAAUGCCCAUGGAAAGAGUAUAAGUCAGACACCGGAAAGCCCUAUUACUAUAACUCACAGACCAAAGAGUCUCGCUGGACUAAACCCAAAGAACUGGAAGACCUGGAAGCUAUGAUAAAGGCAGAGGAAAAUGGGACGGCUGAUGUUGUGGCUCCUGGCACCACCCCCGCUCUUACAGCUCAGAGCGAGUCUUCUGUUACUGUGGCGCCGGUUGCUGAGACAGAGGCUACCAUGGUGACUGGCACCAUCGAGGAACAGCCUUCUCACGUGCCUGCGCAGGCUGUUGAGGUCAGCAGUGAUGUCGCUGUGAACUCCACUGAGGAAACGCCCAGCGUGGAGACCCAGCCUAGUAACGACGUUUCAAAGGAGGAGAGACCUGAGCUGGUGAAGAAAGUUUACAAGUGGAAUACAAAAGAGGAGGCGAAGCAGGCCUUUAAAGAACUCCUGAAAGAAAAGGGCGUUUCUUCCAAUGCAUCAUGGGAGCAGGCAAUGAAGCUGAUAAUUAAUGACCCUCGUUACAGUGCUCUGCCCAAGCUGAGUGAGAAGAAACAGGCGUUCAAUGCUUAUAAAGUGCAGACAGAAAAAGAGGAAAAGGAAGAAGCCAGAAUAAAAUACAAGGAGUCUAAAGAGACUUUCCAACGCUUCCUGGAGAACCACGAGAAGAUGACGUCAACCACACGAUACAAGAAAGCGGAGCAGAUGUUUGGAGAUCAAGAGGUUUGGUCGUGUGUUCCAGAGAGAGACCGGCUGGAGAUCUAUGAAGAUGUGCUUUUUUAUUUGGCAAAGAAAGAGAAGGAACAAGCUAAACAGCUGAGGAAGAGGAACUGGGAAGCACUGAAGAACAUUCUGGACAAUAUGGCCAAUGUGACAUACAGAACAACAUGGUCUGAGGCGCAACAGUACCUGCUGGACAAUCCCACAUUUGCUGAAGACGAGGAGCUACAGAACAUGGACAAGGAAGAUGCGCUGAUCUGUUUUGAGGAACACAUCCGUGCGCUUGAGAAAGAGGAAGAAGAUGAGAAGCAGAAAACUCUGCUGCGCGAGAGACGUCGACAGCGCAAGAACAGAGAGUCUUUCCAGAAAUUCCUGGAUGAGCUUCAUGAUCAUGGGCAGCUGCACUCCAUGUCUGCUUGGAUGGAGAUGUACCCAACCAUCAGUGCCGAUAUUCGCUUCAGCAACAUGCUGGGCCAACCAGGCUCCACGCCUCUGGACUUAUUCAAGUUUUACGUGGAGGAUCUGAAAGCUCGUUACCAUGAUGAGAAGAGAAUCAUUAAAGACAUCCUGAAGGAUAAAGGUUUCCUUGUGGAGAUCAACACAGGCUUUGAGGACUUUGGCUCAGUGAUCAGCUCUGAUAAACGCGCCACCACACUUGAUGCAGGAAACAUCAAACUGGCCUUCAACAGUUUGCUCGAGAAGGCUGAAGCACGAGAGCGGGAACGGGAAAAAGAAGAGGCCAGAAAGAUGAAGAGGAAGGAAGCGGCAUUUAAGAGCAUGUUAAAACAGGCCACACCCCCUCUAGAACCCGAGGCAACGUGGGAGGGAGUACGAGAGCGCUUCCUGAAAGAACCAGCUUUUGAAGACAUCACGCUGGAGUCAGAGAGGAAGAGAAUAUUCAAAGACUUCAUGCACGUUCUAGAGCACGAGUGUCAGCAUCAUCACUCCAAGACGAAAAAACACUCCAAGAAAUCCAAGAAACACCACAGGAAGCGUUCCCGAUCUCGAUCAGGCUCGGAGUCAGAGGAUGAUGAGUAUCACACAAAGAAGAAGAAACGUUCAACAUCUAAAUCUCCAUCUGAGCACUCGUCCUCUGGGGAAUCAGAGAGAAGUUACAAGAAAUCGAAGAAACACAAGAAGAAGGGAAAGAAAAGACGACAUAAGUCUGGUUCCCCUGAGUCUGAAGGAGAGAGAGAGCGGAAAGGAAGAGAGAAGGACAAAGAUAAAGAGAACGACAAAUCCAGAGCCAAGCUGCGCGGAGAAUCCAAACAGAAAUCCCCCAAAAGAAAGAGCGCUAAAGAAGAGGGUGGAUGGGAUACGUCUGGCAGUGAACUGAGUGAAGGAGAGCUGGAGAAGAGGAGGCGCACACUUCUAGAGCAGCUGGAUGCUCCGUAAAUCCCUCUGUGUGUAUGUGUGUGUGUGUGCGUGUUUGUCCAUCUCCGCCUCUCUCUCUUGCAUUCCCGUAAUGUUGUGUCCUCCUGGAGCGUGCUGGCAGAUUGUCCAUCAGCAUCUGAGCAGCGGGUAUUCAGCUGAGUUGAUGAUGAAAUCUCUGCGAGAGACACGGUUUGUCUGAACAUCAGCACUCUUCUUCAUCUGGGCCACAUGCUUGAUUUGUUUUCGUAAGAUUAUUUUCAGAGGUCGCGAGCGUUAUGUUGCCUUUAACUGCAGAACCUUUUUUUAGGUAGUUGUAAAUUUGUUAUUGCCAAUAGUUUUAAACAUUACCGGAGGAAAUUACCAAGCCUGAAGAAAACAAAGAACACGCCUGAUAUUCAGCUCCAGAUUAAUCUGGACAAUUGUAUGUGGAAGCCAUUUUUGGAAAGCAAUGUUAUUAUCCGUAUGAAAAUUAAUCAAAUAUCUGCAGCGUUGUUUUCAACUUGAAUUUUGACAAAUAAACUAUGAAAAAGG
Molecule: messenger RNA, 3125 nt
Organism: Danio aesculapii
Lineage: Eukaryota; Metazoa; Chordata; Actinopteri; Cypriniformes; Danionidae
Gene: prpf40a
Product: PRP40 pre-mRNA processing factor 40 homolog A
Exons: 26
Coding region: 60-2615 (851 amino acids)
Biological process (GO): mRNA cis splicing, via spliceosome
Cellular component (GO): U1 snRNP; U2-type prespliceosome
Molecular function (GO): RNA binding; protein binding
Source: RefSeq, a predicted model, not a curated record